Messenger RNA from Oryza sativa Japonica Group (Japanese rice), 1252 nucleotides. The record is from RefSeq and is a predicted model, not a curated record. Lineage: Eukaryota; Viridiplantae; Streptophyta; Magnoliopsida; Poales; Poaceae.
CGAUAAGGAGUAACGAGUCCACUUUCUCAAGCGCUAAUCUAAUCUACUUGGGGCAGUGGUAACAGGGGGAGGCCAACGCGGGGGAAACAGCUGACGCGCUCCGCUCCGUUCCGCUGCCGCCGUUGGCCGGCCGGGCGGUCGCUGUUGCUGACUUGACCAGAGACGAGCAGCAAGGGGGCAGUUGGAUUGGAUUAGAGGGUGCUUUUAUAUAGAGGAGCACGAGGAGGAGGAGGAGGAGGGCCAUCAAGCAUAUCCAUCUCCGAUUCACAGAUUCUUUCUGGAGAUCCAUCAUCCAGCGAGAGCGAGAGCGAGAGGGAGAGGAAGAGGGAAAGCCGCCACCGCCAUGUUGGGGCAUCUGGUUGGGCUGGUGAAGGUGCGGGUGGUGAGGGGCGUCAACCUCGCCGUCCGCGACCUCCGCUCCAGCGACCCCUACGUCAUCGUCCGCAUGGGCAAGCAGAAGUUGAAGACACGAGUCAUAAAAAAGACUACCAAUCCGGAGUGGAACGAUGAACUCACCCUCUCGAUUGAAGAUCCAGCAGUUCCUGUUAGACUGGAAGUGUAUGACAAAGACACAUUCAUCGAUGAUGCAAUGGGCAAUGCGGAGCUGGACAUCCGCCCAUUGGUGGAGGUUGUCAAGAUGAAGAUUGAGGGUGUUGCUGACAACACGGUUGUGAAGAAAGUGGUACCCAAUAGACAGAACUGCCUAGCUGAAGAGAGCACGAUAUAUAUCUCUGAGGGGAAGGUGAAGCAAGACGUGGUUCUCAGACUAAGGGAUGUGGAAUGCGGGGAAAUUGAGCUCCAGCUUCAGUGGGUCGACAUCCCAGGUUCUAAGGGUGUAUGAACUCUGUACUCUGCCUAUUGCUUACAGUCUUGCAUAGCUCGCAAGUCCAACUCUAAGUUUAUCAGUGGACAAUCAAAUAAGCAACAGCUUAUAUUGAUGAGAUUCUUUUACUGUCCUUGAGGAGGCAGAUACCUCCCAGUGCCUCCUCAAUGGCUGUAAAAUCAUUCUUAUGUUGACACAGCAAGUGUCUCGAAGAUCCCCCACUAGGUGUUUGGGCAGAGCAAAGUUGUACAAUAUGUCUGCAAAGUAUAGUUUGGUGUUACCCUGUCUGUAGAAAAAUAAUCAGUGGCAGGGGUUGUAACUAUUGAAACUUUGUCUGUCUUUCUUCUUGUACGCCAAAGACCAAUGCUAUCUGCGAUUAAUCUUCCUAGCUUUCAUGCAAAAUUUGAUUGUGGAUGGUCAGCCAGUUUA